AUGGAUAAUAAAGAACAUUUAUAAGAUUUUUUAAUUAGACUUGCUAAAAUUUUGUAAGAAUAAGAAUUAUAAAGAUAAUAAUAAUAAAAUUAAAUAGAAAAAAAUGAAGAUAUACAUGAAUCUAAAGAAUAAGAUAAAUAAAAUCAAUAAAGUUAAAAUGAUUAAUAAGAUAUUCAAGAAUAAAAAGUAGAGUUGUAAUUUAAUGAAAAAUAAUUUCAUGAAAACAUUGAUGAAUUGAUUAAUAAUGGAAUUACUUAAUAAGAUAGUGAGAAUAUUCUUGGUUAAUCCUAAAAUACUGAAAAAAUUAAAGAGGAAAAAGUAGUAGCUUAAAAAGAAAAAAAAAAUAAUGAGGAAAACAUGGAAGAGAUUUAAUAAGAAAAACAAUAAAAUGAUGAACAGGAUGAAGAACCUGAAUUAGAAGAGGAAGUUCUAAAACUUAAAAAAUUAUAAUAAUCUAAUAAUUUUAAAAAAUAUUUUAUUAGAAUGGAAAAGGACUUUAAGUUCAUUUUUUAAAGCAGUUUUCGAAUUAAUUUAUAGUUAUAUAAUGUCUUUAUUUCCAUUUUGGCCUGUAGGUUUAUAUCAAUAAGAAUGAAUUAAUUAAAUAUAAAUUAUUAUAUAAAUUAAUUGAUGGAUGCUAAAAGCUCUUAAAAUAUGAUGCUCAACAUGAGAGAAUAAUUUAGAUAAGAAAUAAGAAAGAAAGAUUAAGAAUCUUUUUUUUAAAGGAAGAGAUUAAAUUUCUAGUAAUCAUCUUAAUUACCUGAUAUUUAAUUAGAUUAAGCAAUCCCUUAAAUAAAAGAAUGUUUAUUAUAAAAAAAUUUAAUACAAUUAGGAUUACUUCAUUAAGUAGUUUUUAAAUUGAUAAAUGAUAAUGUAUAAAAUGAAGUUUACUUUUUAAAUAACUAAUAUUUAGAACUCUCAAUAUAAUCUAUUUAAUUUGGUUCAUUGAUAUGCUAUUAAGUAUUAACAAAUUUAUGUUUAAAUCCUUUAUAUCCAAAUAAUCCAAUAAGUUAGGUAUUGAUUACAAAAGCAGUGAAUUUAAUAGGUCAAGUAAAUUUAUAGUUCGAAAAUGUAAAAUAUAAUAGUAUAUUAGUAAAUAUAAGUUCGUUCAUAGGUUCAAUAAAAUUUGGAUCCAAAAAUUAGUUAAGCAAUAGAAAUGGAACAAAAUAAUAAGUUUAAGGAAAAUCUAGAGAAUUAAUAUAAAUUUAUAUUCUUUUUUCUAGGAAACAUUAUAUCAUAAUAAAAAUUGCAAUAUUUGAAUUUGCUUCCAAAUUUACUUUAAAUUGGAUCUAUUGCAGAAGGAUAAUUUUUAACUAGUGUAAUAUUUUUAUUAAAUUCUAUUAUUGAGCAUUAAUAAAUUGAUUCUAAUUAAAGAUAUAUUGGUUUAAAGAUUAUUGUUCAAGCUUUAAGAAAAGAAUAAUGUGAAGAGUAUUUAAUGCCAUUAGGUAAUUUAUAUAAUUCUCAAUUUGAUGAAUUAUUGUUGUAAUCUAAUGUAUUUGAAACUAUUAUUAAUCAUCAUUGUACAAUGGUAGAUAAAUGUUUAGCCAUAAUAAAGUAGUUUACACUUUCAGAUUCUUUAUUAGUUGCGCAUGUAAGAAAUAUAUUAAUAUAAGAAAUUAUUGGAUUUAAAAAUUUUAGAUAAGUUAUUAUAAAAUUUAAAUAACAAAUCAUAAAGUAUUAGAAAAGAGAGUUACUUAAUUUUAUCAAAUUUAAGUUUUAAUGAUAAUAAUGCUGCCUUAAAAAUUAUUAAUCAUCCUAUACUUUUUAAGAUUAUAGAAAAUAUUAUAGCAUCAACUAACGAAAAGAGUUAUUGUAUGAGUGUAAUUUUGAAUUUAUAAGCAACAGGAGAUGAGAUUGUAUCAAAAAAGUUGUUAGAUAUAGGAUUUAUAUAAAUAAUUUGUAGUUUUUUAGAUAUUAAUGAAGUUGGUUUAAUUAAAUAAUUAUUAGAUUCAAUUUUAAGAUUAUUAUUGAUUUAAAAUGUAAAGGAAUAAUUAAGAUAAUAUAAUUUUAAAAUAAAAUUAGACAAGAUUUUAUAAGAUUUUGAUGAUAAAAUGAUUCAAGAUUUACAUGGAAAGAUAAUUUAACUUUUGUGA
Messenger RNA from Paramecium sonneborni, 2090 nucleotides. The record is from the annotation of a GenBank genome assembly. NCBI's taxonomy places the organism in Eukaryota, Ciliophora, Oligohymenophorea, Peniculida, Parameciidae.